AUGCACGCUGUUUUCCUCUUUUUGAGUGCUGCCGCCGCCGUGGCGUCUGUUAGCGGUGCUCUCAUCCCUCAGCACACUCGCAGAGCCGACGUGUGCAAUGGUCACGCCGAGCUGUGCGGUCGUAGCUAUGGAAAUGUCACCUUCAUGGGAGCCCACGACUCUUUCGCCUUCAGCGAGAACCCGCUUGAUCUUGCUGCCGACCAGCGCGUCGACAUCCCAUCCCAGCUCGGGCUCGGUGUUCGCCUUCUCCAGGCACAGUCUCACAUGAACGAUGGCGUUCUCCACUUCUGCCACACGAGUUGUGAACUUUUUGACGGCGGAUCUGUUGAGGAUUAUCUCAAGACCGUCCACGACUUCCUGACCGCCAAUCCCAAGGAAGUUCUGACCUUGAUCUUCACGAACCCUGAAGGUGUCUCCCUCAAGGACGUCUGGGACCCCGCAUUCCAAGCUUCUGGUAUCGCAGACCUCGCGUUCGUCCCUCCUUCGAUCCCCGUCAAGCAGAGCGACUGGCCGACGCUCGGCGACAUGAUCGACAGUGGCAAGCGUGUCGUCGUCUUCCUCGACACUGGCGCGGAUGACGACCGCAGCGUCCCAUACAUCCUUCCCGAGUUCCCGAUGAUCUGGGAGACGCCCUUCAGCGUUACCGACGAGAACUUCCCGUGCAGUGUUGACCGUAUCAACGGACCGCUCUCCACCGAGGAUCACAUGUACAUGAUCAACCACUCCCUCAACAAGGACAUCUUCGGCCUUGGCAUUAUCGUCUCUGAUCCUCUCGACGCCGAUGACACCAACAGCGUUGCUUCGAUCAUGGCCAACGCCGGCGGGUGCCAGGGCUUCGCGGCCGGACGUGCGCCGAACUUCGUUCUCCUCGACUUCGUCAACAUUGGGAACGGCCUCGACGCGGUCAACCAGCUGAACGGGCUAUAA
Molecule: messenger RNA, 927 nt
Organism: Epithele typhae
Lineage: Eukaryota; Fungi; Basidiomycota; Agaricomycetes; Polyporales; Epitheliaceae
Product: PLC-like phosphodiesterase
Exons: 7
Coding region: 1-927 (308 amino acids)
Biological process (GO): lipid metabolic process
Molecular function (GO): phosphoric diester hydrolase activity
Source: RefSeq, a predicted model, not a curated record